AUGGUGACCUUCAACUUCAAGGACUCAUCCAAUCCACCCUUAGCCGAUCACUACGUCAAACUCACAACCUCAAAAACUAAUUCAUAUCAAGAAACCGGGCUAAGGUUAUCGCGACAAGAAAGCAAACCAGAUGAGUCGGAAGAGCUGCCAUUGAUAGACCUAAGUGGGCUGGCGAGCGCAGAUGAAGAAGAGAGAGCCAAAUGCGCUAGCAAAAUAGCGUCAGCCUCGACUGAAUGGGGGUUCUUCCAAGUGGUGAAUCAUGGGGUGAGCCCAAAACUCCUUAGCCAAAUGAGAAGAGAGCAAGUGAAGCUUUUCAAUGAAUCUUUCUCAUGGAAAUCUACUUGUCGGCUCCUCAAUAACUCGUAUCGUUGGGGGACACCUACAGCCACCUCUCCAGAGCAAUUCUCCUGGUCGGAAGCCUUUCACAUGCCGCUCAAUAAGGUCUCCGAUCCAGCAUGCUAUGGAGAGGAGCUCUCCUCGAUGAGGGAAGUGGUGAUGGAAUAUGCAGAAGCAAUGCAGAGAGUGGCGAAAUUGGUAGCAGAAGUUCUGAUCACAAACUUGGGACAAAAAAUGGAGGCAUUUGAGGAGCAAAUAAGGUGCGAUGAACAAACCUGUUAUCUUCGAAUGAAUCGUUAUCCAGCUGCAUCAGGAAGCGGAGGAUCGCCAUUGAUAUCACAAGAAAGAAUAAUCCAUGGACUGGUUCCCCACACAGACAGUGACUUUCUUACAAUACUUCACCAAGACCAAGUUGGGGGGCUUCACCUCAUCAAAGACUCCAAAUGGGUAGCUGUCAAACCUGUCCAGAAUGCACUCAUUGUCAACCUUGGUGAUCUUUUUCAGGCAUGGAGCAAUGACCUGUACAAGAGUGUGGAGCACAGAGUGAUCGCCAAUCCCAACAUGGAAAGAUUCUCAGUGGCCUAUUUCCUAUGCCCUUCACAUGAUUCAGUGAUUGGGAGCUGCUGCAAUCACCCUUCUGUUUAUAAAAGCUUUACCUUUGGAGAAUACAGAAGAAAAGUUCAAGAAGAUUCUAGAAUUUUUGGCCGUAAAGUGGGCCUUUCCAGAUUCCUCAGAUAAACAUA
Molecule: messenger RNA, 1079 nt
Organism: Andrographis paniculata
Lineage: Eukaryota; Viridiplantae; Streptophyta; Magnoliopsida; Lamiales; Acanthaceae
Product: gibberellin 2-beta-dioxygenase 8-like
Exons: 3
Coding region: 1-1074 (357 amino acids)
Molecular function (GO): dioxygenase activity
Source: RefSeq, a predicted model, not a curated record